AUACAGCUCCUUUUGUGUCGGAAUAGUUACAGUCGCUGAGUCUGUAAGAUCAUACCCGCUCAACAAGCCGCCCUUUGCGUAAUUGUUGAAACGUGACAUCAAAAAGAGCUACAUUAUUUACGUCAUCGUAACGAAAUGGCAUGCAUGACUCGUGUUUUGUUUACAAGCGAUGUGAGAGAGGAGCUCCGCCAUGAGCCAACAAGCUGCCGCUUUGCAGAAUUACAAUAAUGAGCUUGUCAAUUGUAUUGAAGAGCUCUGCUCCAAGCGGGAAGAGUUGAACCGUCAGAUCAAGCUGGAGGAAGAGGAGAAGGAACGACUGCAACAUGACAUCCGUGUCUUCUCUGGUAAGCUGAGUAAGGUCAAUGAAAGCCUCGCACAAAGAAUGGCUGCACGUGCCACUUUCGACCGGACCAUUGCAGAGACUGAGGCUGCGUACACCAAGAUCUUAGAGAGCUCUCAAUCUCUGUUGAGUGUCCUGAAGCAUGAAGCCGGAAACCUUGGGAAAGCGUCAGAGCCUCGCAAGAAAGAACACUAAUGCAGAGGAAGUGGAUUUUAAGACUGAACUUCAAAAGAAAUGGUCAUAUUCGACUAAUUGUAUUUUUUGUAAAACAGGUAUGUUGCGAUUGUUUCUUUUGAAGCUAUGCACACAGCAUUUUGAAUGUGAUAGACAAUAAAAGCGUUAUUUGCAACAUUGUACAAUGUCAUGAGAUCCCAUAGAUGUUCAACAUGCUAUUUAUUUUCUAUUUCUUUUAUUGAUUUUAUUCAAUCAUGAUCAGGUUUCUUUGACAUAAUCAGAGAGACCUUUAUUUAUUAAAUCUGUUCAUUGUUGUGGUGGCACAGUGGCACACUGGUUAACACGUCCACUUGGCUUCGGCAUGCUGGCAACACAUUGUGUGGACAAGCGGAAGGGAAAAUUCAUGUUUUGUUGUUGCAAUUCUUUUUUUUUCUUCUUCCUGUGCUAUUGCAGUAAGAAAUAUUCUUCUUUUUGCAUAUGAGUCGAAAUAUUAGAAAACUCAGUAUUAUACUAUUACAAAACUGCAACCGAAAUAAUUGACAAUAAUUGAAAUUAAAGUGACAUUAAAUCUGACAGCAUCUGACAAAACUGAGCUUUAGGCAAGUUAUUUGAAGUUAUGGUACUGGAUGCCAUCAUUCAUCUGACUGAUUACUUUUGACACUUUAAAGUCAUUCUAGUUCCCAUUGUGGAUUUUUAAUAAUUGGAUGACACUUUCACACUUUGCAAAUUAUUUCAAACACACACACAGGAGAUUUGCAUUUGUUCCAUUUUUGUAUUUAUUUAUUGUACAUCUGUACAAGCGUGACAUCACUUUUGUUCAAAUCAUCAAUAAUUUUACACAGCCUAGACAAUGCAGACUUUAAGACAAACAAAUUUAAAGUGGAGAAAAUGGAGUGUUUUACCACAAUUGGAUUAUUUUUUAAGAGGGAGUGGAAAAAGAAGCCCGGAAAACAUUGCUGGUUUUCUGUACAGUAUACUUUACAAGUCGUAGUUUCUGUUUCCAUUUUUUAAGUUAUUGCUGGUGUCAAACUGCUGGGAACUCCACUUUGGUCCUUUGGGUCACAGAUCGAAGACAAGAAGAAAUAUCCCCACAAAGAACUCAAUGUGUCUUUUUUUGAAGGCAACGGUGAACUGGGUUGCUCCACAGGUAGUGUUUUUAAAACAAUUUUUUCAUGUCUUAACAACACAAGGUGUCCCCACAUUUGCUAAGACAUUUUGACCAUUAAAUUGAGUGUUUAAACUAUUCCUUACUUAUUGGACUAAUAGCACAUUUCUUUAUAUAUAUUGUACUUUCAAUGCUGAAUGUGCUGGAAAACAAAAAGACUGAAUAAAUCCGUUCACUCAAAAUAGAAGAUAAAAAGACAUUCAGCCGUGUAAACUGGAAUGUAAAAAAGCAUGACCUUCUGCAUUCCAGUCUAUGAAAUUUGGUAUUUUUGUUUAGUCAAGGUACUGUGUGGGACAUAAUAAUAAUGAUGAUACUAAUAAUAAUACAAUUGAGUGUUGAAUAAACAAGAGAAAAGAGAACAGAUUUUAAGUGCAUGUAGUCUGUCACUGGCUAUGCCUUCACAUGAGGUGCAAAAUAAUGCGAAAAGCACGACAGUGCAAAAAAAAAAUCUUGCAUCCAAGACUGCAUAUCGGCAAUUACAAGUCAUCGGACUACCACAGAGUCUCACAACAUCAUUGAAAAAGGUCAUAGAGUGAUGACGAGCAGAAAAUAAA
Syngnathus typhle (broad-nosed pipefish) is the source of this 2233-nucleotide messenger RNA. RefSeq names its product microtubule nucleation factor SSNA1-like. The transcript has 3 exons. Gene Ontology annotation, cellular component: ciliary basal body; centrosome. Bases 191 to 535 code for a protein of 114 amino acids. Lineage: Eukaryota; Metazoa; Chordata; Actinopteri; Syngnathiformes; Syngnathidae. The record is from RefSeq and is a predicted model, not a curated record.